AUGCUGUCCCUCGCCAGACGCGCUCUCGGAGAGUGCUCGCGUCUGCCGGCGCGCCGCUUUGCCACUGCUAUCACAAAUGCACCUCCAGCUCAUUCCGACACGCUCUUGACAUUAUCUACCUCGGCCGAUGUACCAGUGAAGUACUCUCCCCUUCAGCAACCUGUCUACCUCGCCGUGACGCCGCUGGUGAAACCCGAGGCUGGUGCCGAAGAGCAGGUCGCCGAGCUGGACCCAACGGUAUUCGCACACCCUAUCAGGCGGGAUAUCCUGCACCUCUGCGUAGUGCACCACAGAGAUGGGGAGAGGCAGGGCAGCGCACAUACGAAGACGCGGAGUGAGAUUGCUGGUUCUGGACGGAAGCUGAGGCCGCAGAAGGGCAGCGGUCGUGCGCGUCUGGGUGACCGUAGCAGCCCCAUGCUGCGUGGCGGUGCUACCGCGUUUGGCCCACGCCCGCGGGACUUCAGCACCAAACUGCCGCGCAAGGUGAUCGAGAUGGGCAUGCGCGUGGCCCUCAGCGCCCGUCUGCGCGAGCACGCGCUCCGGGUCGUGCCCUCGUUCGAGUGGACAGACUUCAAGACCCGUGGUCUGCUCGAGCGUCUGGAGGAGCUGAAGUGGUCGGACAGGACACUGUUUGUGUCGGGCAAGGAGGAGGUCCCGCUCAACCUGCUCCUCGCCUCGGGCAACAUUCAGCACGUCGAGACGAUGACCGUCAAGGAGUUCAACGUCUACGAGGCUGUCAGGUGGCGUAACAUCGUGUUGGACAUGGACGCCGUUCAGUACUUUGAGGACAAGCUAAGCAAGCUCCCUCGCGAGGCUACCGUCUAG
Molecule: messenger RNA, 825 nt
Organism: Peniophora sp. CBMAI 1063
Lineage: Eukaryota; Fungi; Basidiomycota; Agaricomycetes; Russulales; Peniophoraceae
Source: the annotation of a GenBank genome assembly